AUGAUGCUCAUUGUUGCCGCCAAAAGGGCUUGCUUGCGUUGUGUGAAAGCGAUCAACGUGGACGACGAGGCACUGGAGUGUACGGGAUGUAAACGAGUAGUAUAUUGUAGCUCCGAUUGUAAGGAGCAGGACACGUUGCACGAUGGUCUGUGCCGCGAGUUGCAGAAGUUGAAUGUCAAGGAGAAGAAGGCGACACCGGCGAGUGGACGGCGAAGCUACGACCAGUAUAUCAGCGAUGUGAGCGCGCUGGCGAAUCCAGCGGCUACUUCUCUGAAGGCAUACUUCGGCUUCGACUACGAGGGCCACACCCCAUUCACUGAAUUCGUAACGAAUGGUAUCAAGUGCGAGGGGUGUUACUUGACACCCUUCCAGAAGCCCGUCAACACGCAGUUCACGCCUUGCCCACGCUGUGAGGUGGCCUGGUGGUGCUCUCCCGCCUGCAAGGACAACUUCGCUCAAGUACAUACUAGCGCUCAAUGUGGAGCACUAUACGACACCUUCUGUGCUGAGCGCAUGGAGCUGGACUACAUGCGCAUCCGCGGCAGCACCAGGAGCCUGAACAUCGUCACAGACAAGGGCUACCACAAGAAAUACGUACCCAUCUCCUCGAUCUCUAGCUGGAACGAGUACUUCAGGACUUUUGAUCCGAGAAUCGCCGAGACGACGAUCAAACUGGCUAAAGAGCUCGGCGCGCAAAACAAGAACGCGCGCAACGCCGUGGUAUUGCUCACAAAGCAGGCGAACGUUAUACCCCUGACUAUCGCGACGGCGCUCGAGCACGCGUAUCCGGACAUGCCGAAACGAAAGUCAAUCUGCGUUCACCUCGUCGGAGCGGACAUGUUCGAGCGCUUGAAUAUGGCAAUGUUCGAAAAUGUGCUGCAUUACUUCCCUCGCUUGCGCACGCUGAAGGUGUGCUUCGUUGGGCCUGGGCCGGCGGUCGACAACCAGUACGACUCCAAGAACAAGGCGUGCGAAGCUUGCAAGGCAGAAGGAAGAGCGCGCGAGAUGGUGUUCUAUCGCUCCAACUACCAUGAUUGCCCGUGGUCGAAGGCCGGAAAUUCUUACGCGCCUGAUCUCGUCGUUGGGUUCAACACCGGGAUGUCCGAGAUGGCGGUAUCAGCGUGGAAGCAGACGCUCGACUUGAUACUUGACUUGGGCGUUCCGGCCGUAUUCACAGCGUAUUCGAAGGGCGAGGUCGCGAAUGAAGAGAAGAUGCUGCGUGGGCGCGGUGUCCGCUUCAUCAAGGAUGUCGAGAAGAAUAAGUGGCGCGGUGUCAUAGGAAGGGCCAAUCUUGUCUAUGAAAGUGCUCAUCUCGAGGGAGGACAGCAUACUACCGUGUACAACUCCAACUACACGUAUAUGGUUCGCGGGCGCGAAGCUUGA
Peniophora sp. CBMAI 1063 is the source of this 1383-nucleotide messenger RNA. The record is from the annotation of a GenBank genome assembly. Lineage: Eukaryota; Fungi; Basidiomycota; Agaricomycetes; Russulales; Peniophoraceae.